Porites evermanni is the source of this 4068-nucleotide messenger RNA. NCBI's taxonomy places the organism in Eukaryota, Metazoa, Cnidaria, Anthozoa, Scleractinia, Poritidae. The record is from the annotation of a GenBank genome assembly.
AUGGAGUCUGUAGUAACGGGAUCGAGCAGUCUCAAGACUAUGGAAACUCUUUAUCCUAUAACACAUGGCCGUCAAACAGAAAUUGCAGAGUCGGACCUUAAUAAGAUCUUCACAACCACGGCUGCUUCAUUGUCCCUAACCGGAACACUUGUGAUCUUCAUUACUUUCAUAAUGUGGCCUGAUUUAAGAACGAACUCACGCAAAAUGAUCGUGUUCAUAUCAAUCGGUGAUUUCUUCGUUGCUCUCUUUAACAUUAUCGGUAUUUAUAACCCGCCUGUGGACAAUUCGAUGUGCAAAAUCCAGCCAGUCGUUACAAAUGUGGCGGUUCUGUCAUCGUUCUUGUGGACUUUGAAUUUGUCGUUUUACUUUUACCUAACUAUCUGCCGAAAAAUCUCCGUCGAAUAUGAAAGGCGAAUUAUGCAGUUACUUCACCUCGUAGGGUGGGUAAUUCCUAUCUUGAUCGCGUUUAUCGCCUUCACUGCGGGCGCAUAUGGAUUUUCCAAAAAUGUAGGCACUUCUGGAUGGUGCUGGAUUUCGGGCAAUCAAGAAUGGUGGAAAGUUGUCAUGUGGAUGUUUAUUACAGGAAAAGGCUGGGAGAUAAUAUCUUAUAUUUGCAUCAUUUAUUUUUAUUUGUUGGUCAUACUGCAGAUCAGACGAGAGGUAUGUUCGAGACUGAUACACCUUUUCCGGUUUCACUCUUCUUAACUGAUCUGUAAUUCACAAAGAGAAACAAAAGAAAUUUGUACCCCGUGAAAGGGAGUUUGGAUCAUGGAUACAUUAAAAAUUUGACAAAUGCUUUAGUUUCUCCUCCUUUUGGCGAAAAAAUCCCUUAUCAAACACCGGUUCAUUACUGCGCAUGAUUUCACGCGUGAUUAGCGCACGCUCGUAAAACAUGGAGGCCUUUGGCCUUUGCCUUGAGGCUAAAGCUUCCCAGAGAGGUAAAUCUUCAUUUUCUCUUAAACAAGUAUGGUGAACUAUCUAUAUGAUUAUCUUUCCCUCCCUCUUUUCUUUUAAAAUGAUCAGUGAUGUUUUUUCUCUUGAAUAAAAAUAGACUAAUUCUCAGUGCAGAAAACUAAACAAUUGUCGGAUGCGUGUUCAAAGCAUGCACUCGUAAACAUAAUCUUAUUGGUAUUUUAAGGAAUUAUUUCGUAUAUACAGGAUGCUUGUUGCCCCUAAAUGAGAAUGGGGACCCCCAUUUUAUUUCAAAAUUUAAACUUGUAUUACAUAAACAACCAAUCGGCAAUGUUAGACAAAAAUCUCACUGCAGGUUCUAUUUUGGAGGAAUGACCUUAGUUAAGAGUGUGCCGUUAACUCCACAGUGACCUCACAAGACUCAGCUCUCUCUCAACAGAUUGUCAUCUUUGAAAGUGUGCUUUGUACAGGUUUUGUGUUCGUGUCUUAGUGGUAACUUGCAUUAAAUGUAGACAUGGAUUCUGUGAAUAGUAGCUGAUUAAGACUGAGGGAGGUACUUAUUAUUACCAUAUUAUACAUUUCUCUUAGUACCGUUAUCACUGUUAAGGGGCAGGAGUACUAAACAGGUUUUUGUUAGAAGAAGCUCCACAAACCACCCUUUUUAUUAGAGCUUUUAUCUCUUACCUUAAUGUUUAUUUUUUUUAUUUUUUACCUCGUGACCUUUAGGUGAGACUAGGAUUCAUUCCAGGUGGCGAUUUUCUCACACCGAAGGCUCUCGAAGUAAUAAAAAGAGCAGAACGCAAAUUGACCUUCAUUCCCAUGGUAUUCAUUUUCCUGCGUAUCUGGGGAACCAUACGAUUUUUUCGUUUCUUGUAUUAUCACCCUGAAGACCCACCAGCAAUAGAGGUUCUUGUUUUCCUUCAUGUAAGUAGAAUCAUUACAUACACUAUGAAAGUUGGUUUUAUGGCCAUAUUUGGGAGCAAAGUUUUAUACUUUUUAACAAAACUCAUCGAUGGAACAGGGACAAGAUAGUCUCCCACGCAGCCGUUUUUGUCUCGUCACGCAAGUGCGUACAAUGUCUGUCGGUCUUGUCUCGUCCUCUCCGCUCUUGUUUGGUCGAGCUUUGCGUGACAAGUAGCCUAGCCUGCGUAGCAAGCGUUUCCGAGAGUCAAAGACCGCGCGAGAAAUGGGGCGAGUAGAAGAGCGGGGAAGGGGUGGGGAAGAAAGGAAGGAAACGUUUGCAGACAAACCCCUAGCCUGCAAAUACAGCCGUUUCUCCUUGCUCCUUGCUGCUUGGGACGUUUUGCCAGGAGGAACGUCUGCGCCUCAGCGACAAAAAUGCCAUAUUAAUUCAAAAAAUUAAGAGAAAAGAUUGAAAAAAUUCUCUUGACUUUAGAUUCUUUGAAUAAAUUUAUGGAGAUCAAUGUUCAAAUUUGCAUUGUACAGUUCACCCUUUCAUUCCGAAACCGCUGAGUUAUCGUGGGAGGGUUUGAUUCUUUUAACAAAAUCCUAUGUUCCUAUCCGAAUAAAACGUCUUUUCCAGGACCUUUUUAUGGUACUAUUAUUCUCUUUCUGACUGAGAAUUCAGUAUGAAAAGAAAUGUACAAUUUUUUGUGAAUUUUCUGCGGUUGAUUCUCGGACGUCAUUACGCAGGGAAACCGUUGGUGCUGUCGCAAAAUGUCGGCUGUUUCUUUUCUGCAGUUUGUCCACUAUAAGGGAUGGAAAGGUUGAGGAUGCAGAACUCCAUGAUAUAUAAUUAUUUUAUGUUACUUCUUUUCAGGGCAUCGGGGACAGCAGUCAAGGCUUUGCCAAUUUUGUUCUGUUUUGCUUACUCACUGAUCACGUCAGAAAAAAAUUCAGACUUUGUUGUGUGCGGUUUACACCAUGGUAUCACUAUCUGGAGAAGGAUCCACUGUUUGAGAGCACAAACUUUCCACUGAAUGAAACAACGGACUUUAGUUCAAACUCUUAUGGAGCGGGCGAUAUCCUGUCUGUUUAUUCAAUGGAUGACUGACUGUUUAUUUGCAGACUUUCUUAAAGUAAAUAGCAUCCGUUAUCGUAGUUGCUAGCAACUAUGGUUUGAGACUCUGGUUGUUACCAGUUACAUGGGCAAACCGGUUGGUCCACGGUUUGGGUAAAUGGUAUAAGCAAAAUUCAGGACUGGCAUCUGAUUAUUUCGUCACAAAAUCGCGAUUACCACUGAUCUGCACAAAUCAGUUCUAUUUACCGAAAAACAGCCGCGAAAGCGUAAAACUGGUAUCAAAGAUGGCUUUGAAGAAUCCGUUUGGAACAUUCCGACCAGGAAACCAAGACUGCCUUUUCAGAUGGUCCGUCGCUCCCGAAAAUUUUCCACUGAAAGGCCCGAAAAGUUCUGUUCCAUUGUUCCUUCCAACCAGAUUUUCCCGGAAACUUUUGCAAAUGGUAAAAAACCUCUAAGUCCAGUUAUGUUAGCGGGUGACAUUUACUGAUCUGUAGAUAAAAUUUGACAUAGACCAAUUUAUUUUCAUCUUUGUGAUCUUUUUCAUUCGCAAGACUAAAUAGACAAACAGGACUUAAGUUAGUAGAAGAGCCUCUGGCUCUUGGUUAGUAAUAUCGUAAAAGGUAACCUGAGAAAAGAGACGACAUUUCGGGACGCCACCAGUGGUUUCCCCUCAAAAUGACGUCUCAGAGAACAGUGCAGAAAUUCCGGCAUACUGAUGACGCGUCACUACCCAGAUCUGGAUACUGUUUCUGAUUGUUCGUGCUGCGUGUUGAAAUUUGCGUCAAAUCAAAUCUUCAAAGGCUGCAAUGUUAAUGAAACUGGCAGGGCUUUAGCGAUUCAUUAUUAACUAAAUGCUUUCAAAGUUUUUUUAAAACUUGUUAUUUUUGCACUUUUUCAUCAUAUUAUGAUUAGCCUUUAAUUCAUCUUCUUAUACAGUCAUUGUGCUCACCAUCUGUUUAAUCAUUGGCUAAGAGCCUACAGUUAAUUUUGGAAAUUAGCGCGACCUACAAAGUUAUAGCUAUCUGCUAACAUUAACUAACUAAUUUAUAGGUAGCAUGUGUAAUGCAUGAUAAAACAAUAUAUCUUGGUCCCAGAUGAUAACACUUACCUCGAUCUUGAUUAUUCCAGAUAUCAUAAAAACUGCCUCACCCAUUAAUUAGUAACAACCAUUUAAG